AUGAGCAUUUUUUAUACUCUUACAUCGGCUUUUAUGGAAAUGAAAUCAGCUUCUCAUUCUGUUACAUAUUUCAAUUUUACUGCCUAUAACUGCUCACUGGCUGUUUGUGAGAGUUCAGCUGAGCAAGAUUUUCAGCUAAGAUCCUCAGAACUAGAAAUAUGCACUGCAGAAUUGCAAUGGAAUUUCCAGUAUUGCUUCCUGAACGAACAAAACGCAUACCCAAGACUUGGUCGUCAACGCCAUGCUGGGUUUAGCUCUGCGCGAGAACUGGGAAAUUUAAUUGUGACCUCCAAUCUAAUCGACUCUGCUUUGACUAAAAUUCUUGAGCUUCAAAGAGACCAAACAGCCUUGCCUUCCCCCGUUCAAUACAGAGUUUUUUAUCCAUCUCCCAAGUGCACAAUUGUAGCUUUUGUCUCUUCACCUGACUGCACUCAAAACCCUCUUCCUGGACAAGGAGAUUUAGUUCCCUCUCCUCUCUUUGACUUCCUCUGCACCGAAGAAUACCCUUCCGUCUCCAUUAACGGAGCCGCAUUAACCCUCUUUACCUCUCUCUACGAUCAUCUCUCUGGACUAAUAGAUGAGUUGACUGUGAUUGAAGGUCGAUUAAUCAUCACUGGGCACUCGAUGGGAGGAUCCGUUGCUUCUCUCUUCACCUUAUGCCUGCUAGAAGUCAUUAAUAUAUCAAAACCCAAAUGCCGCCCCAUUUGCAUCACCUUUGGUUCACCCCUCAUAGGCGACUUUGGCCUCCAACACUCCAAUUGGAAUUCUUUCUUCUUGCAUGUAGUGUCCAACCAAGAUCUAGUCCCCGGACUCUUCCUCCCAUCCGGCAGAUCUCCUCCCACAUCCUCCCAUUCACAAACUACUGGUUACAAGCCCUUUGGGACAUAUCUCUUGUGCUCUGAACUUGGUUGUGCUUGUUUUGACAACCCUGAUUUAAUUUUGGAAUUGCUGAAAGUCAUAUCAUCAGAGGUUGCCGGAGGAUUGCGGGAUGUUGAUUACAGGAAGAUUUUAAUAAACCUCAAGGAGAGGGCAAUCUUCAAGGGACUUCAGCAGGUGGGUGAAAGGUUUGCAGAUCCCUUGUCAGCUGGGAUCGUCAUGGACCUUGAGAUAAUUGGAUUUGAUCAAACAAAGCUGUUGCGGCACAACAUUGAUAUCAACACUGUGAUAAGGAUACUGGGAGUGGAAGCCAGAAUCCUAGCCCACAAAAAUAAAGCUUCUGAUGCCAAGAAACUGAAUGACAUAAAAAUACACAUGGCCCAGCUAGAAUGGUAUAAGAAGAAAUCAAAAGAUCUGAACAAGGGUUACUACGACUGCUUCAAAAACCAGGGGUCAAAAAGGGACAUUAAAAUUGAACAGUAUAGGGGACACCUCACAAUAUACUGGAAAGACAUGGUUGCACAAGUACAGAGGAAGCCCCAGAAGGAAGGAGCAUCAUUUCGAACCAGUUGGCUCUAUCCAGGGACAACUUAUAGAAGAAUGGUUGAACCACUGGACAUUGCUGCCUUCUACAGAGAGGGUAGAACAGACUACAUAAACAAUGGAAGAUCUCCUCAUUACAAGCUGUUGCAGCAAUGGUAUGAGGAAGAUGUGAAGCCCCCAUCCAGAGAUAAGCUCGAUUCCAAGAAACUAAAGGUGUCUGGUAUCCUAACUGAGGAUUCUUUGUUUUGGGCACAUGUGGAGGAGGCUCUCUUGUCAUGCGAAUCGCUCAAGAGUGCAAACUCUACUCUUGAGCAGAGAAAAUCAUCAUGGGAUAAUCUGGUUAAGUUUGGGGAGUAUGUAAUGGAACAGAUUGGAAACUAUGCAGUGUCCCCUGAGAUUUUCUUGGGGGAAAGCAGCUUCAUGAAAUGGUGGGGAGUGUAUGAGGACUACAUAGAUGCUUCCAAUAAUUCCUAUGGGUCACCAUUGAUCAGCUUUAUGAAGAACCGUAGUUAUAGACUGUAUGGUUAGAGGGCAAUCCAGUUUGUGUAUUGUGUUUAUUGUAUUGUGAGCAUUCAAUAGAUAAAACUAGAAAGAGCGUGACCUUUUUAUGACAACUUUAGAAACCAGGGGUUAAAAGAGACAUUACAAACUGAAGUUUUUGAGAGGAAACCUCAAGAGUAUACUGGGAAGCCAUGGUGGAACAAGUAGAGAGGAAGCCUCAGAAGGAAGGAGCAAUGGUUGAACCACUUGACAUUGUUGCCUACUACAGGGAGGGUGUAAGAAACAACAUAACCGAGGGAAGAUCUGAACGUUAAACGUUGUCCAAUUAUUAUAAAUGUCUUAUACAUUACGUGUGAAAAUACCAAAAAAAAUUAUAUUCAA
Molecule: messenger RNA, 2301 nt
Organism: Vitis vinifera (wine grape)
Lineage: Eukaryota; Viridiplantae; Streptophyta; Magnoliopsida; Vitales; Vitaceae
Product: senescence-associated carboxylesterase 101
Exons: 6
Coding region: 1-1947 (648 amino acids)
Biological process (GO): defense response; lipid metabolic process
Molecular function (GO): carboxylic ester hydrolase activity
Source: RefSeq, a predicted model, not a curated record